AUGACGGUUGGCCCAAAGAUGACAUGGUUAAUGCAAGCCGUGAUGAAAAACAUUGAUCUUAGGGGCACUACUAUGGGCUCGAGGAAAGAGUUCAAGGAGAUGGUGGACUUCGUGAAGGAGAAGAAAAUUAAGCCGGUAGUGUGGAAAGUUGUCCAGGGUAUUGACAAUCUUGACGGUAUCAACGGCUUGUUCGACGAUAUGCAAAGGGGCAAUCAGUUCGGCAAGUUGGUAAUCGAAUUUGGCGAUUCGACUGGAAGCAAACUGUGA
Molecule: messenger RNA, 267 nt
Organism: Trichophyton benhamiae CBS 112371
Lineage: Eukaryota; Fungi; Ascomycota; Eurotiomycetes; Onygenales; Arthrodermataceae
Exons: 1
Coding region: 1-267 (88 amino acids)
Source: RefSeq, a predicted model, not a curated record